Molecule: messenger RNA, 2497 nt
Organism: Scomber scombrus (Atlantic mackerel)
Lineage: Eukaryota; Metazoa; Chordata; Actinopteri; Scombriformes; Scombridae
Gene: psap
Product: prosaposin
Exons: 14
Coding region: 102-1712 (536 amino acids)
Biological process (GO): sphingolipid metabolic process
Cellular component (GO): lysosome
Source: RefSeq, a predicted model, not a curated record
GAGACAUCAUAAAGCCUCAGUCAGGACUCUCCGCCUGCAUUGCAGUGCUCACCUCCCUCCAGUGAGCUUCAUCAGAGAUAUCAGAGGAAAACAGCGGAGUCAUGCUGCUUUUAUCGCUACUUUUCGUGUCUACAGCUGUAGCCACCCCUCUCCUGGGCACUGAGCAGUGUGCUCGCGGCCCCCCCUACUGGUGCCAGAAUGUGAAGACAGCGUCUCUCUGCGGCGCUGUGACUCACUGCCAGCAGAACAUAUGGAACAAGCCCCAGAUGAAAAGUGUGCCAUGUGAUUUGUGCAAAGAAGUGUUGAUGGUGGUGGAGCAGAUUCUGAAGGACAAUGCUACUGAGGCAGAGGUUCUUGGGUACCUGGAAAAGGCCUGCCAGCUCAUCCCCGAUCAAAGUUUGACUGCAGAGUGCAAGGAGAUGGUGGAUGACUACUACCCCAUCCUUAUAGGAAUCAUCACUGGAGAGCUGGAGGAUCCCGCUGUGGUGUGUGGAGCCAUGGGACUGUGCACCUCUCAGCAGGCAGCCCUGGCUAAGGUCAAGGAGCAGCUCAUGUCCAAUGAAAUCCCCCAAAUGGACCUUUCCCAGCAAGUGGCUCCCUUCCUCCUCAAUGUGCCCCAGCUCCUUUAUCCUCAGGAGAGCCCCAAGCAGGAAGCCCCCAAACAAGAGGCGCCAAAACAGGGAAGUGAUGAUGUGUGCCAGGACUGCAUCAAGUUUCUGACUGACGCCCAAGCAGAAGCCAAGGCCAACUCCUCAUUUGUCGACUCUCUCAUUGAGAAUGUUGAGAACCAGUGUGACCUGCUGGGACCUGGCUUAUCUGCAAUGUGCAAGCAGUAUGUCGGCCAGUACGGCGUCCUUGUUGUGCAGCAGCUCAUGUCCAUGCAACCCAAGGAUAUCUGUAUCCAUGCUGGCUUCUGUGAAGAAAUGAAGAAAUCCAUUCCCAUGCUGAAGCUGCUGCCUGCCAAGACUGUACCUGCCUCCAAGACGGUACCUGCUCUCAAGCUUUUCCCUGCCACCAAGGUAGAGUCUGCUGCUGACAAGUCUAUGCCCAUGGUGCGAGUCCGCGAAUCCCCAACCUGUGCCAUCUGUGAGUUUGUGAUGAAACAGUUGGAGAGUAUGUUGGAGGAUCAGACAACAGAGGAGGAGGUGAUUAAAGCUGUAGAGAAGGUGUGUGGACUUCUGCCCUCCUCUCUGACUGGCCAGUGUAAGGACCUGAUCGAGACCUACGGCCAGGCCAUCAUUGAGCUACUGGUGCAGCAGGCUGACCCCAAGACCGUCUGCACGGUGUUGGCACUCUGCAAUGAUGCCAGCCGCGCAUAUGUCCCUGCACUUGACCAGGCUCGCUUUAAGGUCGGUGGCUACUGCGAGGUGUGCAAGAUGGCUGUCACCUACAUCGAUGGUAUUUUGGAGAAGAACGCUACAGAGGCAGAGAUCGAGGAGGCAGUGAGGAAAGUAUGCAGCUUCCUGCCUGACUCUCUUCAGACUCAGUGCGACCAGCUGAUUGAACAGUAUGAGCCAAUGCUUGUCCAGCUUCUGCUCCAGAUGCUCGACCCCGACUUUGUGUGCAUGAAAGUAGGAGCCUGCCCUGAAUCUGUGCACAGGCUGCUGGGAACAGAGCAGUGCAGCUGGGGGCCUGCAUUCUGGUGCAAGAACAUGGAGACAGCAACUCGGUGCAAUGCUGUGGCUCACUGCAAACGCCAUGUGUGGGUAUAGAAGAGGAAGAUCAGCACAAACUGACCUGUAGGGAAUUAAAAGAAAACAAAUACUGUAGUGCUGCUUCCCACUUUUAAUUUUUGUCCCGUUUUCUUUUUUUAAUAGACAAAUGACUGCAAUUCAUGUUUAAAUUAACUUUGAUAUUUUGAAUGAUGUCAUGGUGGAAAGGGACUGGACAUUUUUUUUUUUUUUUGUUUCUCUGGGAGGGGCAGAGGAGGAUUGAUUUACGUGUUUAGCAGCCUGCAGCUCAUCGUGUUACUGCGUCACUCCAAGCAGAUGUUACUAAGCUUCACUGUAGGACUUUGCAGAUUUGCAUUGUUUGGUUUGUACUUGCCUGUAUUGCUUGCUGGGUGUGGUGAAUGUAGGAACACAAAUUUCACAUGUUGUAUAAUGUCGACCGAUCAUCAGAUAGCUGCUUCUAUGAUGGUUCUGCAGACCCCCCCCCCCCCCAGCUGGAUUUGAUGAUUCUUCCUCACCAUAAGAACUAUAAGAACAGCUCAGUGUAUUAAGAAUGACUGGCAUUACUUUUAGCAGUAUGUCCAAUCCUACAACAAAUUUAUAUUUUGUAGACCGUAAAUGGGUUGAUGUUUUAAGGAGCUGAUACGGACGAAAUAAGAUGGUCUUGUGUGUACCUCUCACUCACCUCCCAUUGUUUGCACUCUUCCUGUUUGUAAAUCACUGCUUUUCUAACGUACAGAAGGCAUCUCCAAUUUGUCUGCUUCAUACCCUGAGCCAAUUGUCAGUUGAUCUGUAAAUUUUUAACAAUUAAAAUGAUCCCAAAUCCA